This is a messenger RNA of Motacilla alba alba, 9305 nucleotides long. RefSeq names its product myosin light chain kinase family member 4 (gene MYLK4). Gene Ontology annotation, molecular function: protein serine/threonine kinase activity; ATP binding. Gene Ontology annotation, cellular component: cytoplasm; nucleus. NCBI's taxonomy places the organism in Eukaryota, Metazoa, Chordata, Aves, Passeriformes, Motacillidae. The record is from RefSeq and is a predicted model, not a curated record. Gene Ontology annotation, biological process: intracellular signal transduction; positive regulation of apoptotic process; protein phosphorylation. Bases 2078 to 4207 code for a protein of 709 amino acids. The transcript has 14 exons.
GCAGGGGCUUCUGCAGAUAUGAAACUGCCAGGAGAGUUUAGUUCAUGUUUCUAGCAGACAUGAACAGAGUAAGAAAAAGGGAUUCAAACAUAACUACUUUGCUGGAACUGAUGUGAUGUUCUUUGUGUUGUCAUUACUUCCUCUUUUUUUAACUGCUGUCCUCUAUUAUUAUUCUUUUCAUGAAAUAGAGACCUUUAAACUCUUGUUUUGUUUUGUUUUGUUUUGUUUUGUUUUGUUUUAAUCCUGUUUCCUAUUUUAAAAAUAUUUAACCUUCUCAGUGAAUAUGCUGUGCACAAUAACACAUGAUGGCCACCUCUUGGUAAUGUCUGUUAUUUAAAGAAGAGAUUUCUGUCCAUGUUGUAGGGUCAUGCAUGAACACAGUUCACUUUCACUUGCAGUAACAUGCUGAUCCCAGAAGGUGACAAAUGUACUUAUGAACCUGCAGUAACCGGAGAACGAGCUCCUGAAUUAGCUUAUCCUUAUCAACACUGACUACAUGUGGAGUCACAAAUGAUUGUGGGAGAAGGCCUUCAGAAUCUUUUGGAAACUUCUGUUGUGAUUGACUCUAAAAGCCAUGUUUGCCUCCUAAAAUUGAAGAGAAGACCAUACAAUUUUGAAAGACUAUCUAGUAUGUUAGAUAUUCAGAACUCACUAUGUCCCUUACCUAAUUAUCCCUCAUGCUCCCUGUUUAAAGGAUGGAGAAACUGAAGUUGGCAUAAGAGAUAGUUCACAGAGAUCACAAAAGUAGCUCUUGAUCCUUUGAGCAGAGCAACAGUCUGGCUGUUUUUCAACCAGCUGGCCAACUUUAUGCAUUUAUUUCUAUAAAAGAUGUGGCAACAGUGCAGACUGGCCUAUGUGUGGUCAAUCUAUGACAGUCAUUUGUCCAAGGUAGCUAUUUCUUUGUGUUUCAGAGGCAGCCUGUCUCCAUCAAGCUGAUUCAUACUGAUUUACUUCUUCCUCCUGUGAAGUAUAGCUGACUUGAGAAAUUCUGGUUUUAUACUUUCUUUUAAAUUCUAUUUUUAUUUUUCUAACCAACGUGAAAGGUGUUCAACAAUUCAGACCUACCCUUAGAGGAAACCUGUUCCCGGUAAUGAAAUUUCUUUUUUGUCCAAUGUUGUCUUUCUGAAAGAAACAAAGGUUUUUUGCAAAAGCAGUCUUAAAAAUGUAGGAAUAUUAAUCACUGAUCUUGAGACAUUUACUGUCAGGCAAACAAAGAAAAAAGCUGAGUCUCUAUCAAAUGUUUUAGUUUUGUAUUUGGAUGACCAGAUCAUAGUAAACCAUAAUCCUCCUAAUUUGUGACAAAUUAGAACAGCCUUGAUAAAUACAAAACUAAAUACAGAACUAAAUGAAGAUAUUAGCUAUGGAGCUAAUUACUUGUGCAUAUAGUGGCUAUGUGGUAGCUGAGAUAUAGGGUAAGACUCUAUUCUUUUUUUUUCAAAAUAUUUGCAUAACAGCAUCUCCUUCUUGUUUUAUUUUCUUUAACGUAUUUGUUUUUUAACCACUGUAUUGACUUCCUGCCUGGCAUAACAGGCUUUUCAAGGAAUAGAAAUUUUCAUCUGAAAAGUUUACCUUAAAACAGCAAUUUCAAGUAGCCACAUUUAAGCUCCCCGUAAGGACCCUUAUUCUCUUCCGAGCAGGGAUCACAUUACGUACUAGGCUUUUGAAAAGCAACAACACCACUGCCAAAGUCUCACUACCCUUAAUGACUUCUCAUGUAUCACGUAGCCUUUUUGCUGUCAAAUGCCAUUGGAGUGCAAAUAGUUUGGUCCUUGCUAGGGCUGAUGUCACUGAACUGAGUGCAUUUAGGGUAUGCAUCUCUAUAUUCACUUCAUUUGGAAAUAGAGAAAUAUAUAUGUAAAGAAAAGAAUGGAUGAAAGGCUUUUUUCUGCUAAAUAAUUUGGGUGUCUCUUCUCUCUGUUUUAGUCAAAUACAUGAGAGUAGUUUAUAAAUUAGUUGAGCUGGAGUUGCCAAACUUGGCUGUAUAUCUGAGCAGCCUGGAUGGAAAGCCUUUGCAACUGAUAUUGUCCUCAAGCAGCUGAUCAUCAGAGCAUUUCCUUCCCAUACCCAAACCAGCAAAAUGACCACAUCCAGCAGGCAGAGCUCUUCUACGUCUAUGGUCAACAACUUGGCCAAAGUAUUUGAUCCAAACACUUUGCAAAACCAAGGGCCAGGUAAUGGAAUGGAACCUCCUCAAAUUCUUCAUGUUGAGAGAAGUGAUGUCAGCACAUCUGAAAGUUUCAACAUCAUGGAUAUGAAGUUUGCCUCCCUUGAAGAGAAAAUUGAUAAACUGUUGACUCUGCAGGACAAUGUCCUUAAGAAGCUUAACAGUUUUUCCCAAGAAAUCUGUUGCAUUGAAAAAGACAUGGAGAUGGUAAAGGCGGAAACAUCUGAACCUGGAUCAAGGAUGGAAAGAAACAAAAAAAUGAGAAAUAAUGAAAUGAAGAGACUUUGCCUUAAAAUGAAAAAAUCCCUUUCUGAUAUAAACAGAAAAGCUGAGCAGCAGGUUAAAAGGCUAGAUGGACUUGAACAAAGUGUUUCUGGACUACAGAAACUUGUAGGACCUCUGGUAGAAAAGGUGAAAACAUUAAUAAUUCAUAAUUCAAGUGUAAAACAUCAUGUUAAAAAACGUAAAGUUUGCAAGGCAGGAGCUGGACAUCCCUUUAGGAUGCACAUUUUCUCGGAGACAACAGCUGGUGAUCUGCUCAAGAAGAAAAAUGAAAAGGCCAUCAAAGAAAAGUCACAUUUCAAUGAAACAGAAACAAAAGAAAAGAAGCCACCAGAUUCAACAGAUGGGGACAUCCAGCAGAGUCAAUCCUGCUCUCAGGAAGAAGAAAUUGAUAAACUCAACAAGGAAAAUGCCAAGAGGGAAAGUUCCCUUCUGCUUGAAGUGGAUCCUCCUAAGUUUCAUACUGAAGAGUCAGAGGAGAAACAAGAAAGUUUGUCUUUAGAAAGUCAUCACGAAUAUAGGAGAAACUCUUUUCAGGAAUCCUUCCCUCCAGAAAAGCAGCAGGAAGAAGAUGUUGUUGAUGAUGGUUGUCAAAAAUUAACUGUGCAGGAGAUAGAGAGUGAGUCUCCAGCAGUCGAGGAGAGGAAGGAACAUCAGGUGCCUGAAGACGCACUUGAGGAACAACAAGAGGAGAAAGAGAGUGAAGGGAAGGAAAAUGCUGAUAAGAGUGAAAAAGGUGCUGAGGAAGCACCAGCUCCUUCCCAAAAGGAAGAUGAGGCAGAACAAAAUGAUGAUGAAGAGGUAUCAGAGGGAAGGUGUAAAAGCUGCGAAAAAGAUGAUAUUCCUACUCCACCAGCACCAUUUGACCACCGGAUUGUCUCAGCCAAAAGGGUGGGGAUCAGCAAUUAUUAUAAUGUCAACGAGGAUGAAAUUCUGGGAGGAGGGCGUUUUGGGCAAGUGCACAAAUGUGAAGAGAAAGCAACAGGUCUCAAGCUGGCAGCCAAAAUUAUAAAAGCACAAGGCCCAAAACAGAAGGAUGAAGUAAAAAAUGAAAUCAAUGUCAUGAACCAGCUGAAUCAUGUCAACCUCAUCCAGCUAUAUGAUGCCUUUGAAUCUAAAAAUGAUAUUGUACUCGUCAUGGAAUAUGUGGAAGGAGGAGAGUUAUUUGACCGAAUUAUUGAUGAAAACUACAAUUUGACAGAGAUGGAUACAAUCUCGUUCAUAAAACAGAUCUGCAAGGGAAUUCAGUACAUGCACCAAAUGUACAUUCUUCAUUUGGAUCUCAAGCCUGAGAAUAUCCUGUGCGUGAACCGAGAGGCAAAUCAAAUAAAAAUUAUUGAUUUUGGAUUGGCAAGAAGAUAUAAACCCAGGGAAAAACUUCGAGUUAACUUUGGAACUCCAGAAUUUCUUGCUCCUGAAGUUGUGAAUUAUGAGUUUGUCUCUUUUCCUACAGACAUGUGGAGUUUAGGAGUCAUUGCUUAUAUGCUCCUCACUGGAUUGUCUCCUUUUUUGGGUGAUGAUGACAAUGAGACCCUCAACAAUAUCCUGGCCUGUAACUGGGAUUUUGAAGAUGAGGAAUUUCGAGAUGUUUCUGAUGAGGCCAAAGAUUUCAUAUCAAAGCUUCUCAUCAAGGAAAAAUGCUGGAGAUUAAGCGCAACUGCUGCCUUAAAACACCCAUGGUUAACAGACCACAAGCUCCACUGCAGACUCCAGAGAAAGGCUAAAGGUGACUGUGUGUCUCAAGCACCCCUGGCUAAAUAACCUCUCUGAAAGAGCUGCCAAACAGAAGAAAAGCUGCUGUGUGGUUACUGCUGCUAAGAGAUUUGAAAAUAUCAGCAGUCUCGGUGCUUUAACCCCCUGCCAUGACUGAGACUUCUACUAAAUGGACCAACAGCACUUUAGUUGCAGGACAAGUCCCAGCAUUGUGAAGCUGCUUCUUCUCUACUCAGCUGUUAAAAGAAGGAAAGUAUUACUCUGGGUUGCAGGAGCGUGUUUCUUCUGAAGUACCAUGUUCUCCCUGCCUGCAAGUGCUACAUUAGCUUGGUUUCAUAAUGAACUUCAUCUAGUCUUAUGUCCUCAUUUACUCAUCAAAGGCUCCUUAAAGUUUAAAUUAUCAUGUAAAACUAACUGUUUCUCAUCUGAGCCCAGAAGGCAAUCUGUCACUAUGUUGUAUCUGUAGCCAAGGUUCAUUUGAAACUAGAGUCAAAUAAUUAAAAAAAAAAAAAUUGCAGUGAAUUGAAAGCUGCCUUCGGGAGAUUUGAAGUAUGUUUUUCCUGUCACACUAAAAUGAGUUAAGGAUUAGCUCAACCAGAGUUAAAGCCAUGUUAAUGUAACACCAGUGGAAGGGAGAAAUGAGGCUUUCCUUGUGUACAGGUGAAUUUGCUGCAGCUGUGGUAUGGUACAUCUCAGGAUUUUUCAGCCUGAUGAAUUACUGCUCGCUGUAAAUACACUUGGAUUAAUUAAACAAGAAAGAGAACAAGGCACUAUUCACUUGUACCCGUGCAGACCCUGUUCUCCAAAAUGCAAAUAUAAUUCAGAGUUAUUUUAACAGAGGGUGAUUUUAUAUCAGCUAAUCUGUUUAAUGCUAAUUUAACUGACUAGGACCACUGGGAAAGAGGGGAGUCAGUGCUUCGCUCACUAUGACUUCUGAGUAAGGGCUCAAGUAAAAAUCCUCUGUAUUUCUAGUUUUCUUAUUUUGCUCCCAAGCCUUUCAGAUUCUUAACUAGGUAAAAAAAAAAUAGGAAUCAGAACCGUUGAAUUCUUCACCUGAAAUUUUUUGAUUAUGGCUCAUCAUUAACUGAAUCUAAUUUGCCAAGGCUCUGAAGUUAAAAUAAUGAGAAUUCCUGCUGUAUAUGGCUUUCUUACUGCUUGGUUUCAGAACUACAUAAAUGCAAAUUGUAAUGAGUAUUUUAUUUAAUCAUGCUGUUGUGGUGUCUUUACAUUGUCUUUGCUUAAUCCAGUUCUAUUAUCAUAGCUAUCUCUAUCUAUGCAUUUCAUAUGUUUAUAUAUUUAAGUUCUGUCUUUUUAAAAAAGGGAUCAACAUAAAGACAAAACAGUAUUAUUCAUCACCACGCAAUGAAUUGCUUCUCACACCUUUGUCCUUUCUGGAUAGCAUUCAUUUUGAAAUAAAAAGGGGCCCAUUAAUGGGACAUCAUGGCCAUCACACUCUCCACAGUUUGAUCCAAUAUUUUAAAAUCAUUGUAGUACAUCCCUUAGGACUGCUCCUGUAAAUGAACUGGGCAUCUUACAACUGUGACAUCUUAGUAAUACUGAUGUGUUGCACCAGAGGUUGCACAUACUGCUAUCAUGCACUGCCACACCAUGUAGCUUUUAUAUGAUAUAGAGCACUGCCGCCUUCAAAUCCUCAUCUGUAGUCUUUACUAAAGUAAACUUUGCCAAGCAGAAAUGGAAGUUUCUUUGGGAAAAGACUGAGCGGUCUCAAAGCCAGAAAACGAGCACAUGACUUCUAGAUAGAAGCUGGGCUGCUUGUUUUUAGUCACUAUUUAUAUUUGUCUGGUCAAAAUGAAUAGAAAAGUUGCCUUUCUGUUAGGGUUGGAGUUCCCACUCCUGUUCUGACUGUCUUCAAGGUAUAGUAGCUUCUUGUAAAGUAAACAACUCAAUGAUCAGACUAAAAUGCAGCAAACCAUUCUGGAAUUACAGGAUCUCAUUAUGCACUUUAGUGCCAUUGUAGAAUUGGAUGAGGAUUUUGUUUUUCCUUUGGUAGAUUUUACAUGGAUAAAUUGCAUGUAACUUAGAAUCUUUUUAACAAUACUAAAAUAAUGACUACAUUCUUUUCUGAUUAGUUGCUCAGUUGAAUUAAGAGGAUUUAUUACUUGUUGAUAUAUACAUCUGAGUAGUGAUUAAGAGCUUAGUGCCAUGAAGAUCAGCCCAGUGUUAGAAUGUGUUGCUCUGAAUCAACCACAAAUCCUCCAGGAGCUAGGAAAAUGUGGGAAAAUGUGGCCCCUGUUGAGCACAUCCCCCAGAUUCAUCUGUACAGUGCUUUGUCAAAAAUAAGAAUGAGUGGGAGGAUAGAAAGAGGUAUUUUCCCCACCUUGAGAAUUUAGGCAUGAGGGGACCCCUCAGCAGCCUCUCGCUUCUGCUACUGGGCAGUGUGCUAACACAAUUAAGGCAUUUAACUUCCAUUCUUCAUAACAUGGAUAAUGGUGGUCCCACUCUAGAGUCUUGUCUGUAAAUUGCCCCACUGUUUCAUUCUUAGAACAGCUCCUGCAGCAGGGGCUGAAUUUGAGGGAGGGCCAGUCAGAGGAAGUUGGACUGAGCAAGUCUCUGCAGUGACUGAAGGUGCCAUUUGGUGCCCAGGGAUAACUCCAAGUGGGCGUGCAGGUGUCCAGUGGAGGAGGAAAGAAUCCCAAGUGCACUUCUGCUUUUUGCUCCAGGGGUGCUGGAUCUGCAGCACUGAGUCAAAAGGGUGGUACCUUACCUAGGGCCUUACUGUCACCAAGGGUGAAAAAUUAUAUUGCUGCUGUGUAUAGCAAUGUGCCUGAGAAAAAUGUCUCCAAAAAUGUUCAUUUGUGUCUUGUAUCCACCUCAACAUGAGAAAGUGCUUCUUUACAUUGAGGGUGGCAGAGCACUGGAACAGGCUGCCCAGGGAGAUGUUCCAAACCCUCCUUGAUGCUUUAGGUGACCCUGCCUUGGCAGAGGGGUUGGACUAGAUGAUCUCCAGAGGUCCCUUUCAACCCCAAAAAUUAUGUGAUUCUGGGAUCUUUCCUGGCUGUUGUAAUUUUAGUGAAUAAUAGCUUGAGACAGAUUCUUUUUAGUGGCUUCCUAAUUGUAUCUCAUUGCAUGUUGAGCAGCAUGCUGUUUUGUGUGUGUGCUCACAUAUGCAAGUUUGAUUUGCAUUCUGUUUUACUUUGCCCUACCUCUGGAAACAUUCUAGGGUGAGUUGGACAGGCCUGUAAGUAACCUAAUCAAGCAAGAGACCUCAUUUCUCAAUGCAGGGAGGUUGGACUAGAUGACCUUUAAAGGUCCUAUUCAAUUCAAACUAUUGUAUGAUUCUAUGAUUUUAUGAUUUAAGUAUGUUCUGAAAUGACUGCUAGCUAAGUCCUGCUCUGUUAAAUCAUUGUUUUGACACAUCAUCAUUUAUUUUCUACUAGGUCAUAAUAAUACUAAGGCUGCUAGCUUCUAUUAAGUCACCUACAUCUGUGUGAGUUUGCUUAUAAUUUUUGCUACAUAUUGGCUUAUGUGAUUGCAUUUGGAAACUGUGAAUUGCUGUGCUCGUGAGCAAGUUUGGGUGUGAAAGGCACAGUUCUAGCUGCUUUUAUAUUCACUGUACAUAUUUCACUGCAUACUCACGGACAGACAGGGACGACUGCAGGUACCUCAAGAAUGGUAUACAAACAUCAGUUGCGGUGGGAAGGAUGAAGUGCCCAGAUGCAGUGCUUGUCUUGUGCAUUCUUCCUGACAUGUAAAAAUUAAAAAAUAAAAUCCUGGGAACAUGACAAGUGUCACCUGGCACUCAUAAGAAUCAGGACACGGUCAUUCCCACUCCUAUAGAUGCAGCAGGUAUACUGGAUGCCAGAUAUACUGGAGUAGUCGAAGACUGACAUCAAGAUUAGAAGCAAAUAUACUUGGCACAAGAUGGGACACCAGUGGUUUUUCAACUGCUUUUAUGUGUUGUACAUCCUGAUUAUGAAAUGGGUAAAAACCUCUUCUGCAGAAAGAUCUCCAUGCUAUCAUGUCCAUGUUUGUGAACACCUGCAGCCAGUCACUCCUCUGGGUACCCUCACAGCAUAAGCAGUUGGUAACCUGGACAAUCCAUUCUGGAGAUUACAAGAGCAGCCGCUUUUUAAUUUUGUUUUUAUAUUACCUCUAAUGUCAGAAGCUGAAUAAAGUUAAAGCCAAGCUAAAUUCUUGAUUCCAACCAGGAAUAACAGGGUAGCUCACAGAAAUAAAUAAGGGAAGUGCUAGAUCCACCUUUUGUGAUGUGAGUAGUAGAAGAGCCCAGUUUAACCAUCCCGCCUUCCUGCCAAAAAUAUCUACUUUGCACCAGUCCUGAUCACUAAUAAUGAAAGGAACCUUACUCUUUUUAACAGUGAAGGAAUCUCAAUCAAGAAACGGUUUUUAUGCAGCGGGUAAAUUGCUGCAGUAAAAGUCAAGUUAUUUUAGCAUUUUUAGUUUAAUGCUGACACUAUAAAUCACUGACAGCCUCUUUCAGCAAAAUGGCCCCCACCAGGAGCUGUGAGAAACGAAGGUGUUUGUCAGCUCUUCUCCACUGAUGGAAACCUGGAAACAUUGGAUUCCGUUCCUCUGGAUCCGAGAGCAGGGCAAUUCUUAGCUUUUGGACUUUUUGAUACAUGGUAAUGGAUGCAGUAUUGCACCCUGAGUAGUGAUGAAUGGAUGAAUGAGCACCGAUGCUCCAAACUCCUCCCAGGAGGUUGAUGCAUCUUCACAUACUACUUUUAUCACUGAUACAUGCUUGUUCUUGCAUCUCCUGUGAAUAAAACUAAACACUGCAUGAAUCUGUUUAGGAAUGCUAGACUGUUUCACCUUCCAUGAAGGCUUGGUAGCUGAACAACUAACUACCUGUUUCAAACUUAGAUGAAGACUGGUAGAGAUGGUGCUUUGUAAAUAUGUUGUUUAGCUGCGUCUGUAGAGUUGGUGGUCUCAUUUUGGUGUGGCAGAACUAAUGUUUAUGUACCCCACAACAACUUCCCUUGAAUUUAGAGGACAGGCAUGUGGCAACUAAAUCAUGAAGCGUGUGGAUUUUCAUGUACCUUAUCACUUUGGUUUGCAUAUCUGGUUUUGUAGAUUAACUCAUGUAUCUCUGGUAUGUGUUCUUUUGUGAAAACCAUGAAGCAAUCUUGUAAAAAGAUGAAUGAGGAAUAAAUGCUGAUUUUGUUUA